This is a messenger RNA of Haliotis rufescens (red abalone), 3549 nucleotides long. Its product is annotated as von Willebrand factor A domain-containing protein 5A-like. Bases 546 to 2789 code for a protein of 747 amino acids. NCBI's taxonomy places the organism in Eukaryota, Metazoa, Mollusca, Gastropoda, Lepetellida, Haliotidae. The transcript is spliced from 16 exons. The record is from RefSeq and is a predicted model, not a curated record.
ACCCGAUCGAGCGGAGAUAGGCGUAUUUGUCCCCGAGACAAGGGGUGUGCAGACAAAACACGGGCCGUGUUCCGAUAUAUAUCAGGUCUCCCAGAGGCAGAUUGUCAACCUGAGACACACAGGCCGACGUUUUGUCUGCCAGUGAAAGCGCCUGUCUUGGUAGCAAUCAUACUAUAUGAGAUGGCUUGAUGGCUCCAAAUAACCAGGAGUGUUUUGCGGCGUCUUCACUAUUGCUACCACACUCUCUGUAAAGACAUUUGUGUGAAGGAGAGGUUGUGUCACGUGUGUUAUUCCCCCUAAAGAGUGUUGACAUAUCAGUGAGUAUCCACGGUUUUCUGGCGAAUGUCAACGCAAGCCUCGGCUACCACAAUGACCAGCCCAACACCAUCGAGGUUGUCUACGUCUUCCCGGUGGACGACAACAGUGCCGUCUACAAGCUUGAGGCAGACAUCGACGGUAGACACAUCGUGGCUGAAGUUCAAGAAAAAGAACAAGCUCGGGAAACCUACAAAAAAGCUGUAGCUUCUGGUCGGUCUGCUGUGUUGAUGGAGGAACAUGAUGCUUCAGGAGACAUCUUCAGGUGCAAGCUGGGUAAUCUCCCCCCAGACUCGGACGCCAAACUCCAGUUUUCCUUCGUCACGGAGCUGGCCCAGGAGACAGAUGGGUCUCUCAAGUUUGUUCUGCCGACGGUUCUCAAUCCCAGAUAUAAUCCCAGCAAGGAAGAUGGUGGCACGGAUGAAGACACGUCAUUUGGUAAUAUGAAUCCCUGUCUGUAUACACUGGACUUCAACGGCACGGUCACGUCAAUCCAGGAUAUUGCCAGAGUGUGGUCCGACUCAGACAAACUUCUCACAUCACUAACAAAAGGAGCGGUGAACAUAAUGAAGAUUGGACUCGCUGAUACGUUUCGGUUAAACCACAAUUUGUCCUUCUAUGUGUUGUAUGAAGAGGCAAACAAACCAAAACCUACCCUAGAGAAAGGAAACAAAGAGAAGCCAGGAACACUGAUGGACUUGGACCUCCUGAUGCUGUCAUUCUAUCCAGAUCUCACCGUCACAGCUAAACAUACAGUCAAGGCCGAGUUUAUCUUCAUCAUUGACAGAUCAGGCAGUAUGAUGGGCACGCCAAUCAAGAGCGCCCAAGAGUCGAUGCUGUACUUUCUGAAGAGUCUUCCCGUAGACUGCUACUUCAACGUCAUCAGCUUUGGUUCCAGCUACGGGGCCCUCUUUCCAAAGGGCAGCGAGCGUUACAGUAAGGAAUCUCUGACGAAGGCAAUGGUUCUACAGGCGAGUCUGGAAGCAAACAUGGGAGGCACUGAAAUUCUGAGACCUCUGGAGUUUGUUUUCAGAAAAAAUGCACCUCAUGGAUACUGUAGACAGAUUUUCCUGUUGACUGAUGGGGACGUCUCUAACGUGGAUGAAGUCAUUUCACUUGUGAAACGAAACUCUUUUGAUAGCAGAGUUUUCACAGUGGGUAUCGGUGAUGGAGUGUCCACGUCGCUGGUGCGGAACGUCGCCAAAGCCGGUGGCGGUGAGGUGGAGUUUGUCACGGGAACAGACAAGCUGCAAGAAAAGGUGAUGAAGCUCUUAAAGUACGCUCUUCAACCCGCUGUGACCGACCUAGACCUUGUUAUUGACCUUCCAGCUGGACUUGAAGUUGCCUUCAGAAUUCCCUACACGAUUUCAACUAUUUUCAGUGGGCAGAGACGCACUAUGUAUACAUUUCUCAAGGGUCAGGCUGAAUCUGGUCCAACUAUUGGUCAGGCAAAGCUGUCUGGGAAAAUGGGAGGACAGUCUUUCACGCACACGGUGACGUUUGACGUUAAUAGAGACGCGGUGAUAACGUCUGGAAAAUUUCUUUACCGAAUGGCGACUAAGUGCUUCAUCAAGGAACUGGAGAUGGCCGAGAAAGCUACCAACGCUACUAAGAAAAGGGAGAUAAUCGUGGCAAGUACAGCAGGAAACAUCAUUUCGAAGUACACAGCAUUUGUUGGAGUGGACAAAGAAAAGAACGAGAAGAUAGGACCAUCUCUGAUCAGCCACCACAUGGCACCUCAAAUGCCACGCAUACCCGCUGCCCAUCGAACAAGCUCGCUGUUUCAAUGCUCAGCUGCCAGACGUUCUGUCCCUGGUGAUGAUGACGACGACGAUGAUGAUGAGUAUUAUGACGAUUUGGAUGACUUCGAGGAAAAAGCAUGUUUAAAAUCAAAUGAGAAGAUUCGAAAUCAUCCACAAGCACCACCAAACCGUAGUGGUGCACCACCACCACCACCACCACCACCACAUGCACUACCACCAGCACGUUCCUUACGUGCACCACAACCACCACUACCACCACCACCACCACCCCCAGAACAACAAUCAUCAUGUCGUUCCGACAAUGGUGACAUUUUGGGCUUAAUAGGUCUCCACCUACCACCACCACCAGCGCCGCCAUUAUCAUCAUCACAGGGCUUCAGUUCAUCAACUACAGGGAGUAGUCUGGUGAAGCUGCAGGAGUUUGAUGGAUCCUGGUCACUCACAGAGGAUCUGGCUGCUGUACUCCAUAUCAGCAUGGAAACCAUACAGAAAGAUUCCAGACAGAAGAAGGACAACGUCUGGAUCACCGCCCUUGCGAUUUGUUGGUUCACCUUGAAAUGUCCAGAUGAACGGUCAGUGUGGGAGAUGGUGGUCGACAAGGCCAGAGACUGGCUGGUCGGGCAGCUAGGAGGACAGGAGGAGGUGGACAAGCUUCUCAUGGAGGUUCAGCAAGCUGUCUUUCCAGAUUCUAUCAAGGACACCAUUAAAUAACAUCUUUUGAUAAAGCAACACAAUGUUGCAUGUGAAGGACAAAAAUACCGGAACAUGGUUCAGAUUAAGUUUGAUUUCUUCUUAUGGAAUAGAUACCUGUUGUCAGAGAAAUCUUAUCUAUCAUUGUUUUAACUACGGCUCAGAUAAUGUAGAAGUUCUUUUCCCUGUUAUAGACACUGUAAAAUGAUAAAUAACUGUGGCAUGAACUUGAUCGACAAGUUUCAUUGGGCCAGUGAGUUACUUAUUUUCGUUGUAUCUUCAGGAGAAAAGCAAGUCCUAGGACGUUUGAUUCAAGUUGUUCAAACACCAUAUUUGUUUUACACUGUCCCAGCUUCAAGUGGCAAUAAUUUACACUUAUACAUCCUUAUACAGGAUGGGGCAACAUUGCAUGGAGAACCAAAGCUGUGAUGACUUUCUUGUUAAAAGUUUCAAAUGAGUGUGCCUUGGAUGAAAGAGUAAAACACCACUGUUUAUAUACAAAAAGCAUGUUUACAUAAGUUUUGUUUGAUUGGGCGUGAUAUGCACGAUGUAUAUAUCGCACGGACUGCCUUAUACUGAAUACAGGUUGGUUAGGUGUUGCGUCUUCAUUGCUGAUGCGUGAGUGAACGAGUGACAGAGUGAGUCGUGUUUAAAGCCGCAUUCAGCUACAUCACAGCCUACAUCAUCAACCUAUUAUCGUUUCAAAUGCAAGAUAUAGUCACUUCUACCUCGAAUGGGCAAUUGUUAGAAGAAUAUUAUACAAUAAAGUUUUAAAACACUG